AUGCAAGCCGAGCUGAUGGAACUCGAGGCAAGGUUUCGAGAGCAGGCAGCGAAAGACUCUCAAAGUGAGGAUGAGACUAUAAAGCUCUUCUCCAGGGACUGGUACACCCUGAGCUCACCUGCUGGUGCGCAACAGUUGAGCGAGCAGUGGACGUUGGCUUUGGAGAUCCGAGACAAACUCGAGAAAUAUGAAACCACACUUCUACGGCAUCGUCAGUUGUCGAACAUAUUUCAAAAACCACAGAAGCGUGACUUGGACAUAAUCGUUGGCAACCUCGACAACCCCCAGCUGCCCGAUUACCUCCUGGGUCUGGACAGCAACGUAUGGAAAGAUGAGAAUUUCCGAGGCGAUCUGAUCUCCGUCAAUGGAGUGCACGACUUCGACACCGCAUCAAAGUGGCUGAUCCGAUUGUUCCUUGAGCCGUACCAUCGCUUCUUCGGCCAUCGACGGAAGGAAGCAAACAACGCCGACGCAGAGCUGUAUCAUUAUGAUAACGCUCACCUGGAAAUCCCGGCCAACAUCAUCAGUAUCGUCCUGUCGUCGGUGCUGCCAGUGCUGUCGAUCGUUGUCUUGUACAUCGUCCGCAAUAUGCCCACGAGGCUAGGUCUGGUUGCAUUGUUCACGGCUGCAUUCUCACUGAGUGUCGCCGUCCUAACAAAGGCAAGGAGAGUUGACGUCUUUACGGCUACAGCCGCGUAA
Exophiala bonariae is the source of this 699-nucleotide messenger RNA. RefSeq lists its product as uncharacterized. The transcript is spliced from 2 exons. The record is from RefSeq and is a predicted model, not a curated record. The coding region runs from base 1 to 699 and encodes 232 amino acids. Lineage: Eukaryota; Fungi; Ascomycota; Eurotiomycetes; Chaetothyriales; Herpotrichiellaceae.